AUGUAUCAGGAAAAUGAAGUAUGGAAAGAACAACUACAAGUUAUGCAGGAAGAAAACAUGUCUGGCUCGUCGGAUGCUUUCAACCCUUGUUUGAUGCCGAAUUUAAUGUUACUUUCAAAGCUCAAAGUUCCAAAUUUUGAGAAAUUUAGUGGGUCCGAAUGUUCGCUAGCUCACUUGGGGGUGUAUUUACAAAAGAUGGCUGCACAUUGUGGCGAUGAUAAUCUGCUUAUCCAACAUUUCCAAGAUAGCUUGACUAGGGAAGCCUUAAGAUGGUAUCGAAUAAAGAUUCACACAUGGGAUGAUGUAGCUUGCGCUUUUAUCACUCAGUACAACAAUGAUAUAGCUUCAAACAAGUUAACUUUACUGAAUAUGGGGAAGAAGGCGAGUAGGUACUCUCAUGAUCAAGAUGAAAAUAUGUCAGCACAGAGUUAUCCUCAGGUUGAAAAAGGAAAAGCUGUCUGUUUAUUUGAUGACUUUUUCAAGGAUCCGUGUUUUGACCACCCUAUUGAAGGUAUCUCUCAGAAUUUUGCUGACUUAAGAAUUACUGGAAAGGAGGUUAAAGGAGCGGUCAAAAUAAAAGAUGUGCAAUAUACAAUGCCAGAACAAAGUUCUUUGAAAGGGGUUGAAAAAAAGAAACAAAGGUGA
Malania oleifera is the source of this 645-nucleotide messenger RNA. RefSeq lists its product as uncharacterized. Lineage: Eukaryota; Viridiplantae; Streptophyta; Magnoliopsida; Santalales; Ximeniaceae. The transcript has a single exon. The record is from RefSeq and is a predicted model, not a curated record. The coding region runs from base 1 to 645 and encodes 214 amino acids.